AGUAGGUUAUUCUGUUCACUGGCAAUUAUUAGGCCACAGGGAUCCUCUUAUCAAAACCAAAAGGUUUAUUGAGAUUGUUUCUUCACUUCCCACUCUUGAACUGGUGUCCUAGUUCACAGUCUGGCCGAUACAGCCAUCUGGCUUUCUUUUGAUUGUGGCUCUUUUGGCCGGGGGAGUCAUAUGCAGACCUGCUACACGCAAAAGUAAAGCCUGAGCACAUGGUUUUGGGGACAGAAAGUUAAUUUCAGGCCAGGAAAAAAAAACAAAACAAAACUGUAUUUCUGGAGUUUCUAACAGAUGGAUUCUUUUAUAAAUUAUUGUGAAAAAUUAUAAUUCUUUUAUUUAAAACUGACAGACUCCUGUGUUAAAAUAGAUAUGUUCUUUUUUUUCUUUCACUUGUUUAAAAGAAAAUCAAUAGUGUCCCCACAAAAGUCUUGAGAAUGUUAUUCAUAUGAAUAUUAGACCACAUAUAUCUGUAAAAAAAAGGAAUCAGAAUUGUGUUUUCUGGCUUUUUUGUUUUGUUUUGUUUUGCUUAAAUUAAAAGUAAGGUAAGUAGAGUCUCUGAAAUAACCUAAAAGAAAAACUUUUUAGCUAUUUAUCCUCGGAGGUUGGAAAAUGAAGUGUCCUGAUUAAAUUUUUUGCCUAUCACUUUUAGUUUUUACCUAUCAUAUACAGUUUUUAGAGAAUCAAGGAACAAAAUACAUUUAACAAUAUAAAAAUAUGAAAUCAUGAUGAAUAUUAUUUAAUUUUUGAUCCAAAGAACACUUCAGAAUAUUAUAGUGUCCCAAGGGUUGUUACGAACAUCAGUAUUGACCAAAACAAACAAAAAACACCUGUCGCUGUCGAGUCAGUUCCGACUCAUAGCUACUCUAUAGGACAGAGUAGAACUGCUCCAUGGGGUUUCCAAGGAGCGGCCAGCUGGUGGAUUCAAACUGCUGACCUUUUGGUUAGCAGCUGUACCUACCACUUAACCAGUACACCACCAGGGUUUCCUCAGUAUUAACCAGUAAUGUGAAAUUAUAUAUGUUUUCAUCUUUCUAGUUAUCUGAUUUCAAGAUAAACUAAAGUCUCUGGCCAGUUUAAGUGUUCAAGUUCCAUCAAUGUUCAUGAACACAAAAGGCAUAGUAUAUGCUAAUGCCUCAGAAGAGGCGGUCUUUGUAGACCUUUAAUCUUUAAAAUUUCCCACUGGUGAAAUUUCUUUCAUAGACAUCUCUAGCUUAACUUCUAAACUCACUCUAAUUAUGACAGUGAUGGCUCCAAAAUACUGUAGACUCUGUUGGUAUCUAUUAGAAAUUAAAAGGAGUGUGUUCAGAUCCCUAAGGUUGGAAAUUUUAAAAAUCGAUAACCCUUUGUAACGUGUGUUUUUUCUUUGUAUUAGCCAUCCAGUAUCGUACUAGAAGAGGACCACAAAGCAGAAGAACCCUGUGCCAUUACAAAUAACACAGAAGCUUUUAGUGCCAAAGCCCCACUGUUUCAAUUGUGGUUCGGAAGAGCAUCAAAUGAAAGAUUGCCCAAUGCCUCGGAAUGCUGCUCGAAUAUAUGAAAAGAGAAAAGAGUUCUUGGAUGCCUGUGGUGAGGCAAACAAUCAGAAUUUUCAGCAGCGGUACCACGCAGAAGAAGUGGAAGAAAGAUUUGGAAGAUUCAAGCCAGGAGUUAUUAGUGAGGAGCUUCAGGAUGCACUUGGGGUGACGGACAGGAGUCUCCCACCUUUUAUAUAUCGAAUGCGCCAACUGGGAUACCCACCAGGUUGGCUCAAAGAGGCUGAACUGGAAAAUUCAGGGCUUGCACUCUAUGACGGAAAAGAUGGUGCUGAUGGGGAGGCAGAAGCUGGCGAAGUACAACAGAAUAAAAGCGUCACUUACGAUCUCUCCAAACUGGUAAACUAUCCAGGUUUUAAUAUAUCUACUCCCAGAGGAAUUCCAGAUGAGUGGAGGAUGUUUGGUUCCAUACCCAUGCAGGCAUCCCAGCAGAAGGACGUGUUUGCCAGCUUCCUUAGUUCUAACUUCCAAACGCCAAGCAUGAGGUCCGGCAGUAAGAGGUCUUCGUCUCAGUCCAGCCCUUGUAGUCCAAAGAAGCAGAGGAAGGAAAGCAGCUCAGAAGCAUCCCCUGCUGACAUGGAGCUCGACUCGGAUGUGGAGUUGGCACACGUUUCUCAGAGCAGUGAUGCUUUUCAGUUUCAACCCCCACUGCCUCCUGGCACUCCUCCCAUCUUCACGCCACCUCUCCCCAAGGGUACCCCACCAGUGACGCCCAGUGACUCACCCCAGACCCGAGCAGCCUCUGCAGCGAUGGAUGAGGACGCCCUGACGCUGGAAGAACUUGAAGAGCAGCAGAGGCGGAUAUGGGCGGCUCUGGAACAGGCUGAGAGUGUCAACAGUGAUUCUGAUAUUCCUGUUGACACACCUCUAACUGGGAAUUCUGUUGCCUCUUCACCUUGUCCAAAUGAACCAGACCUCCCCGUUCCUGAGGGAAGACCAUCUGAAAAGCAGUUGCCAGAUGAAGCCAAGGUGCCACUUGAAGCUGAGGUGCCACAGGAAGCCGAGGUGCCCAGCACUUGUACAGAGAAAUCUCAAGUUGAACAUUCCCCAGCGAGUCCAGAUGCCGAGGCUCCUUUGCUUUGUCAGAAGGAAAAGGAAGAGUCUGCUCAGGUCGACUCUCAAGGUGUUCUUCUCAAUAAUGGCAGUGUCAUGUCAAACUGUGACAUUAGCAACGGGGGCAGCCAGAAUCUUCUUCCUCCAGGCGCCAGUCCUUCCCCAGCCACUAAAACUCAUAGUCCGAUACCUGACAUGAGCAAGUUUGCAACAGGAAUAACUCCAUUUGAAUUUGAGAAUAUGGCAGAAUCUACUGGAAUGUAUCUCAGGAUAAGAAACUUGUUAAAGAACUCACCCCGAAACCAGCAAAAAAACAAAAAGGCUUCUGAAUAAGGCUUGCCACCACACCAACAACUAUUUAAUUAUCUCUCACUUUUUGUUCUGUUAAUUAGUACUAAGUGGACAGAUAAAAUUGUUUUUGUAUUUGUCCCUGUCAUGUUUAAAAAUCUAUCCCAGGCUGCAUUGUGGUCUACAGCCAACCAAGCCUGUUUUUAAGGAACGGAAAGACUAGACCCGCUAGUUUACUACAUAUUUUAUUCUCUCCAGCAAAAACUUGGGUUAGGAGCAGGUUUAGAGAUGGUUUGUUAAGGUUUAUAGUAUUUUUGGAUUGUGAGUUUCGUCGGAGUGAUGGUUUUUAUCUGUCUUUUGUACAUUGUUUUCCCUUUCUACAUUUUGCUAACUAUCCUGUACAUAAGUUUAAUAUAUCACUUUUUAAAAGAAAAAAUAAUUCUAACCAUUUUAAAGUCGUAUUUCAACUCCAGCAACCAAA
Trichechus manatus latirostris (Florida manatee) is the source of this 3360-nucleotide messenger RNA. RefSeq names its product zinc finger CCHC-type containing 8 (gene ZCCHC8). Gene Ontology annotation, molecular function: zinc ion binding; RNA binding. NCBI's taxonomy places the organism in Eukaryota, Metazoa, Chordata, Mammalia, Sirenia, Trichechidae. The record is from RefSeq and is a predicted model, not a curated record. The coding region runs from base 1500 to 2924 and encodes 474 amino acids. The transcript has 8 exons. Gene Ontology annotation, cellular component: catalytic step 2 spliceosome.